GAGGACUUUGAAUGUAACACUGAGAAUUAGCACAAACGAGCCAUGUUUUAAUAACUGUUUAUUCCUUUGAAGGCGCACUCAAAUAUUUCUGACAAAUAGUAUUAAUAAUGGAUGACCAGGGAUGUCCAAGGUGCAAGACGACGAAAUACAGAAAUCCAUCUCUGAAGCUGAUGGUCAAUGUGUGUGGGCACACGCUGUGUGAGAGCUGUGUGGAAAUGCUCUUCGUCCGUGGCUCAGGUAACUGUGUGCAGUGUAACACACCUCUCAGAAAGAGUAAUUUUCGUGUGCAGCUCUUUGAAGAUCCAGCCAUCGAUAAAGAGGUGGAGAUCCGCAAGAAGGUUCUUAAAAUUUAUAAUAAGAGAGAAUUUGAUUUCUCCACUUUGAAAGAAUAUAAUGACUACCUGGAGCAGGUGGAGGACAUAGUGUUUAACUUGACUAAUAACUUGGAGGCUGAAAGGACCAAACAGAUGAUGGAGCAGUACCAGCGAGACAACCGAGACGUUAUACAGAGAAACAAAGCCAAACUGACCCGUGAGCAGGAGGAGUUGGAGGAGCUGUUGUUACAAGAGCAGCAGGAUUCAGAACAGAGGAGAUUGGAGACCCUGCAAGAGGAACAGAGACAACUUCAGGCCAAGAGAAAAAACAAACAGGCCCUUCUGGAUGAGCUGGAGAGUUCCCAAUUACCUGCGGCUGUGCUCUUGGCCCAACAUAAAGAUCGAGCCGCCCAACUGGGGACCCAGAUAGAAAAACAGAAACAGAACGUCAAACCAACAAACAUCUUCUCUACUGGAAUACUGAUAGGUCAGACAGUGUCUUUGGCUCCUGUGACUCGUGUGGAGGAAGUGUUGUAUGUCUAUCAGCCUGUGAAAGUUGACACGUACGGGCCACCUGUUCCAGAACUGGAUCUGUUGGGUCGUCUUGGGUAUCUGAAUCAUGUGCGUACAGCAUCUCCACAGGACCAGGCUGGUGGUUAUACAUCAGGACUGGCUUGCCAUCGUGCCAUCCAGGAUGCUUUUAGUGGGCUGUUUCCCUCAUGACAAAACUACAGGGAGUUCUACUCCUCCUGUCCAUGUCCAGCGAAAGACUCUCACACAUAAGAAAAGAGAGAGGCUGAAAGUGUUUGAAUGCACAAGGAUCAUGGGAUAGUUUCCUUUUGAGGAGACUGUCAUGUGAAUAUGACCACUUCAGCAGGCUGAGUUCAGAAUAUACUGACCACUGGGGUUUAUGUU
Myxocyprinus asiaticus (Chinese sucker) is the source of this 1229-nucleotide messenger RNA. Its product is annotated as CDK-activating kinase assembly factor MAT1-like. NCBI's taxonomy places the organism in Eukaryota, Metazoa, Chordata, Actinopteri, Cypriniformes, Catostomidae. The transcript has 8 exons. Gene Ontology annotation, biological process: positive regulation of cyclin-dependent protein serine/threonine kinase activity; nucleotide-excision repair; regulation of transcription by RNA polymerase II. The coding region runs from base 108 to 1037 and encodes 309 amino acids. Gene Ontology annotation, molecular function: cyclin-dependent protein serine/threonine kinase activator activity. The record is from RefSeq and is a predicted model, not a curated record. Gene Ontology annotation, cellular component: transcription factor TFIIH holo complex.